AUUUAUUGUAUCAGUGUUGUUUAACAAUAAUAAUGAUUGUUUGUUAUUUGAAGAGCUUUAAUAAAAGUAAAAAUAAAAAUAAAAAAUAAAACAGUUUGCGCAUGCGCACUCGUUCACUUUCGAAAAAGGCGGAGGGUUACGGGAGGAGAACAUGAUCAGACUGUCAUCAUUACAGCCACAAGCAACAAACGGAGGAGUUCGGGCUGAACUGUCUUUUUAUUGUCCUCUUUUACAUCGACAGGAUAUUUUUGUUUCACAGAGACUUUGUUAACAUAAAUGCAACUUUAUCACGGAUUGUUCGCUUGACGUCUUUCGAAGUUUUUUAACUUUUCUUGUAUUGGAGUGAGGCCUCGGUGCCAUGCCAGAGAAAUCCCAUAGCACGGCCCAUGACGUCCCAAUGGGUGACGAAUCACCUCGGUUGUCCACCGCCUCUGUUGGCAGUAAUGACCGGACCUCCACUGCUACACUGUCUGAUUGUUCUGACUUCACAGAAGUCCAGAGGCCCGUAAGCGUGGUCUCCAGCAUCUCAUCCGGGUCUGGUUCCUCUCGGGAAGACAUUCUCCUGUCAGGUAUCCCAUCUGCUGGUGUGCCUAUUGAGGACAACGUGGAUCUGGAAUUAACGGCUGCUGAUCCGGAUGAGACUCAGGGCACUAGUCUUACCCAAGCAACCACCCUAUUCCUCCAACAAAAUAGCAGCAACACUGUUAACAACAGCAACAACAGCUCCUCCGUUUCCAACAGUUUCUCUCCAUUUGCUGCCAGCACCAUGGCACCCAACCCUGAGCUCACCUACCUGGACCGUGUGGUCAUGGAGAUCAUUGAGACGGAGCGGAUGUAUGUGAGAGAUCUGAGGAGUAUCGUAGAGGAUUACCUUGCUCACAUUAUAGAUACAGGAGAUCUUCCCAUCAAGCCAGAACAGGUGUGUGCUCUGUUUGGAAACAUAGAGGACAUUUAUGAAUUUAACAGUGAGCUCCUUCAAUCACUGGACAUGUGUGACAAUGAUCCUGUGGCCAUUGCCAGAUGCUUUGUGAUCAAGCGUGAAUAUUUUGACAUCUACACACAAUAUUGCACCAACUACCCAAACUCUGUGGCUGCUCUAACAGACUGCAUGAGAAACAAAACUCUUGCCAAGUUCUUCAGGGAGAGACAAGCUGCUUUAAAGCGAUCCCUGCCUCUGGGAUCUUACCUUCUCAAGCCUGUCCAGAGGAUCCUCAAAUAUCAUCUUUUACUACAGGAGAUUGCCAAGCACUUUGAUCCAGAGGAGGAGGGUUAUGAGGUGGUGGAGGAGGCCAUUUACACUAUGACUGGUGUUGCGUGGUAUAUAAACGACAUGAAGAGAAAACAUGAACAUGCAGUCCGUCUUCAGGAGGUCCAGUCUCUGCUCAUAAACUGGAAGGGACCUGAUUUGACUACAUAUGGAGAAUUGGUUCUCGAGGGCACCUUUCGUGUCCAUCGUGCCAAGAAUGAACGUACGCUCUUUCUCUUUGACCGCAUGCUCCUUAUCACCAAACGCAGAGGAGAACAUUACGUCUAUAAGACACACAUCUCGUGCUCAACGCUCAUGUUGAUUGAGAGUGCCAAGGAUUCUCUGUGCUUCAGUGUCACUCAUUACAAGCAUCCCAAACAACCUCAUUCUGUCCAGGCUAGGACGGUGGAGGAAAAAAAAUUAUGGGCUCAUCAUAUUAAACGGCUCAUUCUAGAGAACCAUCAGGCUGUGAUACCACAAAAGGCAAAGGAAGCAAUCUUGGAGAUGGAUUCUAUUUACAAAAAGUAUAGGUACAGUCCUGAGAAGCUCAAAAAGUCUGUGUCAUGCCAGUCAGAGGAGUUUUCUAACUCUAGACAAGGCCGGAGACAAUCAGAACCAUCUAAAGAGAUCCUAAAGAACACUGAAGUAAUACUAAAGCAUUCUGACAGUGAGGGGGCAUUGGCCGUUGACAGGUGGCCUUUACAAGCCACUGCUAGCGAUAGCACUCUUGGCUUAUGCGAGUCUUCAGCUGAGAAGCCUGUUGCACAAGACGAAUACUCUCCUGAAGCCCUGAUUCCCAGUGAUAAUGAGGAGCCCAUCCGUGCCUCGCCGUCUCUAAAGGCCAGAUUGAUGCAAGAGAAUGGGGAUGAAGCAGAAGGGGAGGGAAGUGACUCUGACGAUAUUCUAAUGGAGGACAACCAGGUAGCUGACUUUGCCAGUUCAAUGUUGGCUGCCAUUUCCUGCUGGCACUAUAGAGCCAGAGCUUUGCUUUCCAUGGACUUCACAACGGAGGAAGGGGGGUGUGAGGACACUGGGAACAAUUUUAAAGGAGAAAAUGGCCCACCAGUUGAACAGGUGGAGGCAUAUCUUAAGGAUGAAAAAUACAUCUCAGAACAGGACAAAUCACAAAACCUGGAAACAACCUCUUGCUGGGGUUCCACUGAGAAAUUGAAGCCAGAUGUGUUUUGUGAUCCAGAGUCCAAAGAGAUGGAAAAACAGGUCCCAGAUAUCCAGGAUCUGGAGUCUGCAAGGGACAAAGAUGAUCAGAAAGGUUCUAAAGAAGAGGCCUCAUCUCUGUUACGGCAGGAAGACACACCUGGUGAUUCUUCAGAGGAAGAGGAGGAUGUAGAAGAGAAACCAGACUCCACUAGCAUCCUACCAUCAUCUGUGCUUGAUAAGGCCAGUGCCAUUGCUGAACACUUUGUGUGUAAUGCGCGGAGUAGUAGCGUCAGCACAGAGGAAAUGCGCUCCCUCGGUUGCGUAUCUCCACGUCUACCCAGCAGGACCGGGAGCACUGUAAAUCUAGGAGAUGCCCAUGAGCGCCAUCAUCGCCUUGCUAACACCUGCUCUGAGUCACAUGGAGUUCCACUGACCCAGGAAGCCCUUGCAUCAGCAGACUUCAUGAUCGGGUCAUCAGGGGAGGACAGUCUUUUUGACUCGGAUCGAAGCAUCUACAGAAGAAGGGAUUCAGUGCUUUCCAGGCAAGACCAACUACUCAUUGACAAGAUUAGGAGCUACUAUGAGAAUGCAGAACACCAGGAUGCUACAUUUAGCCUAAAGCGUAGAGAGAGCCUCACUUACAUUCCAAGUGGGCUUGUUAGAAAUUCAGUUAGUCGUUUUAACAGCAUUCCUAAAGAUAAAGACCUUGCCCUAGAGAAGCCCACCAGUACAUCUGGACCUGUAACAGCUCAUAACUCACUCACAGAAUCUCUUUUGGUUACAUCGGCUCUGUCAGAGACCAAUGCAAAUCCAGCUACCAUAACAAAACCUGCUAUCGCCGCUUCCACAGAUUUCUCUAGGCAUGACAGAAACGGAGACCUGUUUGACUCUGAUGUAGAUGGUUCCAUUAAACCUCAGUCGAUAGAUGGGAGUCAUGAGGAAGAGGUUUUCCGUCCCUCCUCUGAGAUGAUCAAAGUCUGGCAAGAUAUGGAAAAAGAGGUCACUAGAUGUCAUGGGGACCUCAAAGCACUGAGGCCCAGAGAAAUUCCUUAUUUUAAAGGGACCAGUCCCAGCCUCUCCAGGAAGGAUCCAAACCAGAGAAGAAAGCAAGAAUCCAAAGGCAGCGAUGGACUGAUUAUGUUUGAAGAUUCAGAUCUGAGCACUAUCAGAGAGGAGUCCUCUACACCAUUAGCUUUCAAGGAGAAGGAAAACCGUGCAGCCAGUGAGAAUGAUGCCAUCAGACCCAGACAAUGGGAGGUUGAAGGGAGACCCCUGAGAGCUCUCGCUCCCCGAGUUAUCCAGUUGAGAGCAGAAACUGAAGAUGAGAAAGACACAGGAGCUCAGUCAGCAGAAGACGCAGAUUCAUCCCAAAACAAAGUUUUCCAUCUUGCAAGGAAAUACAGUCAACGCAUCAAGUGCACACAACCAAUGUUGAGACAGAGGAGUCAGGAGUCAGGAGAUACAUGGUUGGCCAAGAGGAACCUGUUUUCGGUGGUAGAAGAAAAGCCAGAGAAAGAGGCCAAAGUUAAAGCAGACUUGAUGCUCUCCAUGGCUCCAUAUGAUCAGCCUGAUUAUGACGGAGACCAGAAGGCCCAGGUUAUGACUCCCAGCCCAGACCACACUUCUAAUUCUGUCAGUAGCCCAAAGGCCUUGUCCCCACACCUGUCCCAUUCCAGGAGUCCUCUUAGUCCAACACCUGAGAGCUUCAACUGGCCGGACGUCCGUGAACUUUGCUCAAAAUAUGCACACCUCGGUAGCUCGUCUGCUCCGCCACCAGUAGGCCAAAGUCGUUCUGUGGAAGAAAGGAUGUUUGACGGCAGCUCUAAAAGACGUUCUAGCUGCUCUUCUAGCCGCUUAGUCACCUCUAAUGGCUCCACAGACUCUUCAGUUUACAAGUUUUAUCCAGGAAGGGAUACAGGAGAAUUGCUGACUCGGACCCAGCGUGCAGGUUCUCUGGAUCAAAAAUUGGGUAGUUUGUACUUGAGUGAUCUGCAGAGUCUUCAGAGUAAAAAUGCCAGCAGUGGCUUCUAUAUCUCCGCUCAAGCAACCCUUCCAAAUGAGAAGAAUAUAAUUGUGGUUGAGAAAGUACCUGAGGUUACACCACCAGUAGAGAUGGACCAGUCAACACAAGAGUGCAAGAAACAGGAAAUAACAACAGAUGAAACAGAUGACAGCUACGUCCAAAUUCGUUCGCCGACAUCUCGUGAGAAGAUCUCAAUCAUGGCUGUCAUUGACCGCUGUCGGGCAUAUCAGGAGUCAGAGGAAUACCGUUUGAGGGAAGAUGGAGGAUCUAAGCCAGAACAGUUACCUAAGAUUGACAGGUGCAAAAAAACUGAGAAAGCUUCAUCCUAUAGUGAACACUUAGACAAUGCUGUUAAAAAUGCACUGGAUUCUGGGAAAAAGGCUGAUUCUAGUCAACACAGUGUUGUCAAGAAUCUCAGAGAAAAAUUCCAAAACAUAAGAUAAAAAUCACUUGUUUUAUGGUACAUCUAUUGUACGUUUCAAAAGUUGUAGAAAAUUGUUGGCUGAAAUGAAAUACUUGCUUCUUUAAUUUCUCUCAUCUUUUAUGUCUUCACCACUGAAGACAAAUGUGUUCAGUAUGGUCAGCAUAUAUCAUGCUGUAGCCAAGUAAGUCAUCUGGCAAAUUUAAACCUCAAAACUAAUAUUCUUUACAUUUUCUAUGCUAUUUAUGGUAUUUUGGACACUGUAUGUUCAUGUGGCCUGCUGAUAUUGAGAAACCUGUGGAUUUUAAUGGUCUAAAUGUCAGGGAGAAAGUGUAAAUAUUGUUGUACAGUUUUUGUUGUACAUUCAUUCUUUCUGUUAUACCAUUUACAUUUGAUAUAGUAGAUAUGUAUUUGGUAGUCAUUUUACAUAAAUGACAUUCUUGUUUAUAAAUAUUUACAUUUUGGGUAAGGUAUUUCAAUUAAUGUCAUAUUUGAGCUAAGGAUUUCUUUAGCAAGAGAUAAAGUCUAGUCUAUACUACAAAACAAGCCCUAGCAGAGAAGCAUAAUUCGUCUAGACUCUAAAUGUAAGAGACCAUUUGAAAACAUUUGUUUUAUUUUACUUUUAACUGAAAGACAUUUUAAAGUUUUUUAGUAAAUGUCAUGCAUGUAACAAAUUUUUUCCCCCCUUUGUACCUAAACCUAGUCUUUGAUUAAUGAAUAUAGGCAUAGAUGCCUUUUGUCCGGAGACCAGAUCCAAAUGUUUAAAAAGAUGAAGAUUUUAAUGAUUUUUUUUUUAAGCUUACACCAGUGAUGUUACUUAAGCUUAUUUUAAGAUUUGUUGUGAUCUUCACAACAAAUCAGAUUUAACAUCAGGUUUUGGGGAAUGUCACAGUUACAAGACAAAUAUUAACCCUACAUGUUUUAGCAUCUGAAACACUGUUGGUUUAGCAGCCCGUGAUAACAGAUCUCUCAUUGAUGACUGUGUGUGUCUGAUAUUUAUUAAGAUUCUAUAAAUUUCCAUAUCUGUCUGACUUAUUACAAAUGCAUCAAUAAAUACUUGUGAAAGUGAAAAUUCACUCCAUAAUAAAACCAAAGAAAAUUCAA
Messenger RNA from Sinocyclocheilus rhinocerous, 5952 nucleotides. Its product is annotated as pleckstrin homology domain-containing family G member 3-like. The coding region runs from base 359 to 4870 and encodes 1503 amino acids. The transcript has 21 exons. Gene Ontology annotation, molecular function: small GTPase binding; guanyl-nucleotide exchange factor activity. NCBI's taxonomy places the organism in Eukaryota, Metazoa, Chordata, Actinopteri, Cypriniformes, Cyprinidae. The record is from RefSeq and is a predicted model, not a curated record. Gene Ontology annotation, biological process: regulation of establishment of cell polarity.